Drosophila subpulchrella is the source of this 960-nucleotide messenger RNA. RefSeq names its product ribosome biogenesis protein NSA2 homolog (gene Ip259). Gene Ontology annotation, cellular component: nucleolus; preribosome, large subunit precursor. The record is from RefSeq and is a predicted model, not a curated record. Bases 121 to 900 code for a protein of 259 amino acids. NCBI's taxonomy places the organism in Eukaryota, Metazoa, Arthropoda, Insecta, Diptera, Drosophilidae. The transcript is spliced from 2 exons. Gene Ontology annotation, biological process: maturation of 5.8S rRNA; maturation of LSU-rRNA.
UGCACAUGUAACUUUGUCUAGCAAUUCACAUUGCUAAAAUAUAAUUGUGAAGAAAAAAAAACAUCUUGUGAAAUUUAAAUUUAUACAUUAAGAACUCGGCUUCAGAACUAACAAGUAACCAUGCCGCAGAAUGAGUAUAUGGAACGCCAUCGCAAGCUGUAUGGCAGGCGAUUGGAUUACGAGGAGCGGAAGCGCAAGAAGGAAGCCCGUCUUCCCAAGGACCGCGCACGCAAGGCUCGCAAGUUGCGCGGCAUCAAGGCUAAGCUCUUCAACAAGGAGCGACGCAAUGAAAAGAUUCAGAUCAAGAAGAAGAUCCAAGCCCACGAGGAGAAGAAGGUCAAGAAGCAGGAGGAGAAGGUUGAGGAUGGAGCCCUGCCACACUACCUGCUCGACAGAGGCAUCCAGUCCAGCGCCAAGGUCCUGUCCAAUAUGAUCAAGCAGAAGCGCAAAGAGAAGGCUGGCAAGUGGGACGUGCCCAUUCCCAAAGUACGCGCCCAGUCGGAUGCAGAGGUCUUCAAGGUGCUGAAGACAGGCAAGACAAAGCGGAAGGCGUGGAAGCGCAUGGUCACAAAAGUCACCUUCGUCGGCGAGAACUUCACCCGCAAGCCACCAAAGUUCGAACGCUUCAUCCGACCCAUGGGUCUGCGUAUGAAGAAGGCCCAUGUGACGCAUCCUGAACUGAAAGCCACCUUCAAUCUGCCCAUCAUCGGCGUCAAGAAGAACCCCAGCUCGCCCAUGUUCACAUCUUUGGGCGUCAUCACCAAGGGUACUGUGAUCGAAGUCAACAUCUCCGAACUUGGAUUGGUAACGCAAACGGGAAAAGUAGUCUGGGGCAAAUACGCACAGGUUACGAAUAAUCCAGAGAACGACGGCGUCAUCAAUGCAGUGCUGCUUGUCUAACCAACAAAUGUUGCUACCUACUUUAAGAGUUUGCUUUAAUAAACAAACAUAUACAAAUAA